AUGGCCGAUGGAAGGAAUGAUGAUACGGUGCCGGUGGUCACCAAACAAAUGAGAGGAGUGAUUGCCGAAGAAGUAGGGAAGGCAAUUGAGAAUAGUCUAUCUGGUUUUAUAGACAAAAUUCAAAACACGGUGCUUAAUGUGGUAGAGGAACAAAUCCAAAGGUUGGAAGAAAAUGCCAAACCGAGCCAAGGAAAAUGGCUAAGCGACAUCGAGGGAGUGUUUGAAAGGACCCACUGUGAGGUAAGCGAUUUUGUAGCUUACGGUACGGGUCAGUUAAGAGGUCAAGCCAAGGACUGGUGGGAUAAUAAGAAGAAGGAGAUUGGGGCCGAUGCUGCAAAGGCUAUGACUUGGGAUGAGUUUAAGGCACCAUUCCUUAAACACCAUAGCCCCAAGGCGGUCAUCAACAGAAUAAAGGAGGAAUUCAUCCAGUUGAGGCAAAAGGGUGAAUCGAUAGACAAGAUUAUGGGCAUCUUUCUCGAUAAAUUAAGGUUUUGUGACGAGCUGGAAAUCGAACUCAAAAAGCAGAUUGAACGGGGUGAACGAAGGGCAGUAGAUGUUAACCCGAGCCCUACGAAGAAGGCACUAACAACGGAGUCAAUAAAGAAGACGGAUGUGAAAGGUGGAUCACCGAGUUGCAAAGUAUGUGGAAAGGGACACAAAGGCGAAUGUCGCUUUAAAGAUAAACCAUGCCCCAUAUGUGGAAAGACAGGGCAUACGGCCGCGCUAUGUCCGGGGAAAGUUUCGGUGUGCUAUAAGUGCUAUCAGCCGGGUCACAAAAAGUCGGAGUGCCCGGAGGUGGACGGGAAAAGGAACGAGAAGGAUGUACAGAUGGAGGCACAAAAGGCAAGGGCCAGAUCCUUCCAAUUAACCGCAGCCGAAGUAAAGAUAGAACCUGAUGUCGUUUCGGGUAAGUUUCUUGUGAAUUCAAUUUUAACACAAAUUUUAUUCGAUACAAGUGUGAAUAGUUGCAUAUGGGCAUAUAUGAGUAGUGAAAAGAGUGAAUUAUAUAAAUGA
This is a messenger RNA of Helianthus annuus (common sunflower), 1014 nucleotides long. RefSeq lists its product as uncharacterized. The transcript has 3 exons. The record is from RefSeq and is a predicted model, not a curated record. NCBI's taxonomy places the organism in Eukaryota, Viridiplantae, Streptophyta, Magnoliopsida, Asterales, Asteraceae. Gene Ontology annotation, molecular function: zinc ion binding; nucleic acid binding. Bases 1 to 1014 code for a protein of 337 amino acids.